AUGAUUCCGAUCAACCAUUAUGAUAAAAUUGAUAAUAAUGAUUCUUUAAAAAUUAAGAUUCAAAAUAAGUUAUCAGUUGACAUUGCUCCUGAGGUUGACUGUCUUUCGCAAAUUUUUAGCAAUGUGCCAAAGAAUCAUAUAAUUGAAGUUUUGAAAACCUGUGAAGGUGAUAAAAAUAAAGCGAGUGAAUUAUUAUCCAAAGAAUGUGACAAAAAUUUUGAUAUUAUUAUCUUGAUAGAAACAUUUCCACAUAUACCAAAAAGUAAGCUUGAGAGAAUUCAUGAAAAAAAUAAUUGUGAUAUUAAUAAGACUUCAAAUAAUUUAAUUUUUUCUCAAGACAUUUUAGUUCGUAAAAAUAACAAUCAAAAAUUUAAAUUAGUGCAAAAAAAGUCAAGAAAUACAAGAAAAAAACAACAACAUAUAAGCACGAACAAAUCAAAAAAUAACAAACCAACAAACAAUAAAGCUGAAAUUAAACCUCAAAACCAAAUAAAUAAUGAUUUCAAUGACUCAAAUAUUGAAAACAUCAAUUUUGAUUUACUAGAAACAAAUGAAAAUCACAAAAAACCAGAAAAACAUGCUUUGAUUUAUGAUCAAUUAGAAAUGAUAUUGAAAUUUUUAAGAUUGCCAGUAGAGUUGUGUGAGUUUUAUUAUCAAAAAAACUGUGCAAACGUUUUGAAAUAUAUAAUCGAUAUUAUAACAAAUGAAGAUUCCCCUUUUUUAACAUCAAAGUGCUCAGAAUCACCAAACUCAUUGGCCUCAGAUUUUUUGUUUAAUUCGCCUUUUAUCUCAAACAAAAAGGAUACCAUAGAUUUUAAUGUAGAAAGCCCAUUCAAUAAGAAAAAUCAUCUGAAGGGUUUGGAGGUUCUGAAAAAGAUUAAAGCCUCAGAAAUUUUAUGGAAAGAAAUACGAAAAAUUGAAUCCCCUAAAAAUACAUCUAAAAACUAUCAUAACUCCAUUAAAAAAGAAUUUUUCACAAAUUUAAAUUUCAAUAACCUGAAUUCAGAUAAUAUAGAAUCAGUGUCCAAUUUUAAAGUGGAUUCAACAACUUAUUUAUAUGAUCACAAUAGUAAUGAAUCAAUCAUGUUGAAAAAAUUUUUAACUGAGAAUUCAGAUUACGAUCAGUUAAAAUUGCCAGAUAUUUUUCUUCAAAAGUCAUUGGAGUAUUUUAAUGGUAAUUAUUUGCUUCUUAUUAAGUUGUUGAUUUAUAUUUUUGAAAUUCAAAAAACCAAAGAUGAUAGCAAAUUUAAGCAGCCCAAUAAAUCUGAAAAUGACAUCCCUCAUGGUAAUUGUUUUAAACAACCUUUAAAAAAUAUGAAUCCUUAUCUAAUCUUAUCGCUCAAAUCUGAAGGAUACAAAGAAUAUUUAAAUACUGAAAUAUCUUGUUAUAAUCGUAGAAAUCGUUCAAAUGAAAUUUUUGAGACAAGAGAUAAUGCAUGUAAAAAAAAAUUUACUUUAAAGUUGUCUGAAAGAUUAAAUGAAAAAUGUGAAUUACACCAAAAUAAUUUAAAAAAAAAACAGUUAUUAAAUUUCAAGCAGAAUUUAACAAUUGAUUUGCAUAAGUUUAGUUUAAGAAAUUCAAAAAAAACCACCAUACAAAUACUAGCAGAAUGGAAAUCAAUUGAAUUUGAGCUCAGAGAAAACGAAGGUAAUAUGAAAAAAAAUAAAUAUUAUAAUUUAGUUGGCCCAUUGAUAAUUAUAGCAGGAAGAGGGCUUCAUGGUAAAAAAGAAUGUCCCAGUAUUCGAACUUUUGUUGAAAAACAUUUAACAAAUAACAAAUAUAUUUUUAAUGAACAUUUAGGUACAUUUCAAGUUAUUGGCCAACAACUUUAA
Molecule: messenger RNA, 1833 nt
Organism: Ascoidea rubescens DSM 1968
Lineage: Eukaryota; Fungi; Ascomycota; Saccharomycetes; Ascoideales; Ascoideaceae
Exons: 1
Coding region: 1-1833 (610 amino acids)
Source: RefSeq, a predicted model, not a curated record